CUUCGCUCUCCGCAUUUCUUCCAUUCCGCAUUCUUCCUCGAUCCUCGUCCCCACAACCGACAGGAUCACCUAGACAUCUCUUAUUUUCAAAGUCGCAUAACUACCACUCUGUACUUGAUCGACACGUCCAAAUUAAUCACCUCCUGAAAUAUGUCCUACAACAAACCGGAGCAACCUCCUCCCUCGUACCCUCCUCCCACCCACGACGCCGGUCCCUACCAGCAAGGCGCUCAACAAGAAUACUACCAAAACCAAGGCUAUAACCAAGGAUAUAACCAGGGCUACCCGCCUCAGGGCUAUCCGCCCCAGAACUACGGCCCCCCGCCCCAGCAAGGAUACUAUGGCUCUCCGCCGCCUCCUCAAGGCCAGCCGAUGUACUAUCCUCCUCCGCAGCAGCAGCCGCAAGGCUACUACGCAGGACAGGACCGGGGCGGAUCAUCUGGCGGGGGUAUUUGCGCCGGUAUAAUGGCCGCGUUGGCAUGCUGUUGCUGUUUGGAUAUUCUGUUCUAAGGUCGCAAGCGCGCACUCUUUUCUUUUUGGCCCCCGGAUUGAAGUGGAUGGUCGGUCGCGAUGGAUACUGUAUUUUUUUCUUCCCCUCCGGUUGGCGCAAGUGCACUGAGCACGGGGCUCGGGGUUUCUAUAUUUGGUUCCACCAGUCAGUCAGGAUAGACUGGCGUCGGCGCUUAGCGGCGCAUGUUCGUUUGCUUGCUUUCUUCGCAUGAUCACUUUCAAUUCAAUCAUUGCUAACGUGAUUAACAUUAUCAUGUCUUAGGUAGUCUCGUAUCAUGUUAUGUGUAUAAAAUGCAGAAGGGACAGUAUGUAACAUCCUAAUAAACAGGCAGGG
Aspergillus heteromorphus CBS 117.55 is the source of this 844-nucleotide messenger RNA. RefSeq lists its product as uncharacterized. NCBI's taxonomy places the organism in Eukaryota, Fungi, Ascomycota, Eurotiomycetes, Eurotiales, Aspergillaceae. The coding region runs from base 151 to 510 and encodes 119 amino acids. The record is from RefSeq and is a predicted model, not a curated record. The transcript is spliced from 2 exons.